This is a messenger RNA of Catharus ustulatus (Swainson's thrush), 552 nucleotides long. Its product is annotated as alveolar macrophage chemotactic factor-like. Bases 1 to 303 code for a protein of 100 amino acids. The record is from RefSeq and is a predicted model, not a curated record. The transcript has 4 exons. Gene Ontology annotation, biological process: neutrophil chemotaxis; chemokine-mediated signaling pathway; antimicrobial humoral immune response mediated by antimicrobial peptide. Lineage: Eukaryota; Metazoa; Chordata; Aves; Passeriformes; Turdidae. Gene Ontology annotation, cellular component: extracellular region. Gene Ontology annotation, molecular function: chemokine activity; CXCR chemokine receptor binding.
AUGGCUGGACGGGCAGCACUGCUGCUGGGGCUGCUGCUGCUGUCCCACCAGCCUGGGCACGCAGCAAUCCUGGAAGCCAACGGCAACCGGAGCUGCCGCUGCCUGAAGAUCACCCGAACCUUUAUCCCGCCGGAGAAGUACAGCAGCAUCGAGGUGUGGCCCGUGGGGAGCAGCUGCCGGCGGCCCGAGGUGGUGAUUAAACUGAAGAACCAGAAGAGGGUCUGUGUGGAUCCUGACGUCCCUUGGGUGAAGAAACUCUUGCACGACCUCCCUCAGCUGAGGAAGAAGAAGGCUCCCCGCUGAGGAAGCUGCCACCAGAGGCACGGCCAGAUGUGCUGGGCCCAAAACUGCCUCCCUUCCCCAUCCUGCUGUUGCCUUACCCAAGUCCAGAGGGGAGCAUGCUGCUGCCUGAGCCCCUCUUUAUGUCCUUUAAACCCUGAAAAAUGCCCAUCCCUGCUUCCAGCCUCUCCCAUCCCAUAGCCCUGCACUGGGUGUCCCCUUUGGGGCACGAGCCAGCAGGCCCAAUAAAGGUGGCAGCCCUCUGUCACUGUC